CUCCAUAUAAGAACAAAUCUGGGGGGGUCACAGCACCCGGUCAACCAGUGGGGAGUUCUCCUAGAGCUGGGGGCGGGCAUGGACAUGUGACUAUUCUGCUGGGGCUUGAACCCAUGACCCUGUGAUCACAGGCAUACAGGCCUAACUGGUUUAGGCACACGUCAAUCCCCACAGAAACUGAAUAACAGAACAUAAAAAUCAAAGACAAUGAAAACUGCCAGGAGCAGGAUGCUCAUGUUUCAGGCAAUAGUCUCACUGACUGCAAUGCUAGCUGGUUUAAUGGAACACAGCCAAAGACGAUUUACCCCACUGAUCUACACCAGUGGGUGUCAUCUUCUGCCAAUGCUUUAAUAUUAUUGGAGCAAAACACUAUUCUGAUGGGUGACUGAAGGAUGCUCAGAACUGUAGAGCAGUGUUUACAUUCAGUCUCAUUUAACAUCAUUUCAUCCUACAUCUAUUGGAUCACACACAACGCCUGUUUUUGGAGAGCCUUUCUUUAGUCCUUCAGAUGAACCAAAAGUAGGAUGCUCCAUCAAAUUUGCAAAAGCAAAUUAAUGAGGAAAAGUUCAGUUGUAAAGGGCCAUCUAGGUAUAGCAUUCCAGGAUUAAGUGCAUGAGAACUCUUUCCUUCUACAACAAUCUGGACACUGACAUUUGCCAGAACACACAUCCAAUCCUCGAGAUACACUAUUGACAGUAUUCCUCAUCUGAUUAGGCAAUUGCUUCCAAGAUUAUCCCCUUUAGAAUGUUUAACGGUCACAUCCCAGAAUCGGGCCUCUCCCUUUAUCCCUGAAUUAUUGAACUUUGCACAGUGAUUGCCAGCUUGUAUCUGGAUACUGUAAAUAGGUACAAUUAUAUCUUAAGUGGAUCAACAUAAAUAUGGACACUAGACAGCAUGUAAUUAUGGAAAAGACACAAAUCGCUGUUGUUGGCCAGCCAGGGGGUACCACUCAGCUGAUACAGAUGGUGCUAACAGGUGCAGCUAAACUCUGCUUCUCUAUCUGUUACUCCAUGGCUUCACCGCUUUGCUAUCUGGGACUCUGUGGCUUCAGGUGUCGCUAAGCACCGCUUUGCUAUCUGGGACUCUGUGGCUUCAGGUGUCGCUAAGCACCGCUUUGCUAUCUGGGACUCUGUGGCUUCAGAUGUCGCUAAGCACCGCUUUGCUAUCUGGGACUCUGUGGCUUCAGGUGUCGCUAAGCACCGCUUUGCUAUCUGGGACUCUGUGGCUUCAGGUGUCGCUAAGCACCGCUUUGCUAUCUGGGACUCUGUGGCUUCAGGUGUCGCUAAGCACCGCUUUGCUAUCUGGGACUCUGUGGCUUCAGAUGUCGCUAAGCACCGCUUUGCUAUCUGGGACUCUGUGGCUUCAGAUGUCGCUAAGCGCUGUUUUGUUAUCCAGGUUUACGUGGCUGCAGUUGUUGCUAAUCACUGCUUUGUUGUCUAGGUUUUUGUGGAUUCCGAUGUUGCCGAUGGACAUUGAAAGCACAUUCACAUACGAACUGUUAACCUGGGGGGGGGGGGGUCUGUCUGGAUAUACAGCCUUAAAAGUAACAUGGGGGUGACAAAAUGCAUUAACACAUAUUUGCAGGAUUUUUUGUUUGGUCUGUAUAAUCUUAAGCAGUAGAUCCAAUCUGCUUACAAGCCGGUCUAAACAUUCCUGCAUACAACUUCAUUCUGCAUUAAAUGACAAAAGCAUUAUAGAAAAACAGUUCAGUCAGUGACAUGUGAGAAUAGCAACAAAAUAUUAAGUAGUACCUAUCAAAACUAGUCAGUGGAACUAUUGACUUUUACAGUUUCUUCGCAGAGUAAAUAUCUAAAAGCUGGGUUGUUUGUUUUAGGAGUGCUGAGAUCAUGCAGAUAUGGCAGAAUGAACAUUACUACCAGUAUGGUGCUGUCUUCUGAGCUUUCAGUCAAACUGUAGAAGACAGAACUGUUCAUGUAUAUUAAGUGUGUAGAAGUGUGUGAAAUCUUUAAAGACAGGUGGAGGAGUUUCAUCAUGCAGACUCUGACGAUCUGCCUAUUUGAGGAAGCCAUGUCUUCAGAUGUCUUCAAAUCGCAUGUAGACCACAUUGGCCUGAAUCGUAUUACUGCGUCCAGUGAGCAAAACAGGGAAGACAGGCUGACCAUUCUAACAGAAACAUAAAAACUGACCAGUGCUUUCCUUGAAUAUCCAAAGGAGACCAGUUACAUGCCUUCUGCCUUGACGGGAAGGUCCACUGUUAUGACUCCCAGCAUUCCCAGAAUUCCCAAAGGACCUCAUUCACCCAUGCGAAAUGAGGAGCUUGUACAGUUGUUCCAACCAGCUUAGUCCAGUUUCUGAAGCACUUGUCACCUGGACACCACUGCUCAUAAUGUCCUGAGAAGGUUAUCUGUGUGAAUGUGUGAGAACCUCAAGCCCAGAUUUAAAGCCCACAGGGUGGGCUCCUCACCCCUCUGCUAGACGUCUGAGACCGCCAUGCCGCGCACAUUCAUACAGUGAAGACGGAGAGAGCAUCACUGAUUGAUCAACAGGACCUAACUCUUUAUGUUGCUGAGAGAUGGAGGCUUUUGUCUUGAUGUUGUGGACCUUUGCAGUGCCUCUCCAAGGAUACGUGCGUCAGCCCAGCCUCAGCGUUUCUGUGAUGACACAGAAGCAGCAAGACCCCUGGUUCAGCUUCAGUGCAGUGAAGGAGUCUCACCCAGUGACAGGAGAUUGGGACUCCUUUGCAGAGGAGGAGACAAAGCAGGGUGAAUGGUUCAUGGGUGAAAGUCUGGGGUACAAAGCAACAUCUGUGGACGGUGGUGUCAUGGAGGAUCAUCUGGAAGAUGCGGGUCCAGGGCUAGGAGAAGAAGCCAGCAGGGUGGGUACUGGAGUGGAGGUGAGCAACCGGCAUGAAGGUGGGAUUCAGAGUCUAGAUGGUGAAGCACUGGAGCCUCGGCAGUUUGUGCUAGGUGAUACAGACCUAAUUCCAGUGGUCACUAAAGCAGUAACUGGAACUGUUGACAACACCCACUCAGUCUUUGUAGGCAACCAGACUGCUAGUCAAAAUGGAGACACCGCCCACUCACUCUUGGUAGGCAAACAAACUGUCAAUCAAACUGUGGGCACUACCCACACCCCAUUAGUAUACCAGAGUGUCUCUCAGGCUGUUAUAGUAAAAGGAAACGAGUCUGGGCCAGUUAGAACCCAAAGCACAGCCAGCAAGCUCACCUGGACUAGGACUGUGACAGAUCGUCCGCUCUCUGGGGGGCAGAAGGGGGCUGUUACCAUGGCAACGAAUAAAAAGGUCAAUCCUCUAGCCACUGUACCCAUCGAGUUCACAAGCAAGUCGCUGGUUCAGGGGUCAAGACCCCCCAAGAAAGAGUCUGUGACCACCAAGGAGUCCCAUGGAAAGGAAGGCAAGCAGAAGAAAGUGGAGGAGAAAGAGAAAAAGAAGCCAGCAAAGAAAGACGACAAGAAGCAAAAGAAGGAAGCCUAUUUCCCGUACUUCAAAGACGACUACUGCCCUACGGAGUGUGCUUGCUAUGGGAGAGUUGUGCAGUGCUCCGAUAAAGGUGUGGACACGGUCCCAUAUGGAAUCCCCUUCAAUGUUCGCUACAUGCUUCUCAUGAACAACCGAAUUGAGAGCGUCCCUUUGGAUCUCCUCAAGGAGUACCUGGCCCUGGAGUUUUUGGUGCUCAGCAACAACCAGCUGACUGACGGCUCCGUGGAGGGUGCGUUCGAGGGCAUGGCCCGGCUCAAGCGGCUCUUCCUGGACCGAAACCGACUGGCCAGCGUGCCCAGCGACCUUCCCACAUCUCUGGAGGAGCUUCGCCUUGACGGCAAUGAUGUGAGCGUGAUGUCGGAAGCAGCCUGGUCCCGCUGUCCUGACCUGCAGAUCCUCAGCCUGGCCAACAACAGCCUGGGGGUGGGCUCUGUCCCCCCGGGGGUCUUUGCCCCUUUAGCUAACCUGCGUAUUCUCAGCCUCAAUCACAAUCACUUGCCAACGGUGCCGUUACGCCUCCCUUCACGGCUCAGGGAGCUGUAUCUCCAUGGCAACCGCAUCGAGCAGGUUGCUGGGGGCGCGUUCUCCGCAGGUUCUGCGCUGCUCUCUCUGGACCUCAGCUCCAACCGCCUGGUGGAUAAGAGCCUGCAGAAGGACUCCUUCCAGCAUGCCCUGUCUCUGGAGAGCCUCAACUUGGAGGGAAACCUCCUGAGCCAGCUCCCUCGCCACCUGCCCAAGGCCCUCAGGACCCUCAACCUGGAGGGCAAUGCUAUCACCUCCAUCAGCAAAGGGGCCUUUGUCAGGCUGCCAUACCUCGAGAACCUGGGCCUGUCCCGAAAUAGGAUUGUCCAGGUGGCCCCUAGGGCGUUUGGCAGCCUGGCCAACCUCCAUCAAUUGGACUUAAGCCACAACAGGCUGCAGCAAGUACCCCGGAACAUUCCGCCCACCCUGCAUUCUGUCUCACUGAGCCAUAACAGAAUACGCUCCGUGCCCCGUGAUGCAUUCUGCUCCGGGGGCAGAACUGCUGCCCCCAGUAUGCUUGUGAGGGUGCAGCUGGAGCACAACCCCAUCAAUAUGGGGGAGCUGGACAGCCGGGCCUUCUGGUGCCUGAGGGGCUUUCAGGUUGUCCAUUUCUACUAAAAAACUGGGUCCUCAAGCCAUAAGAUCCCUUUAUACUGAACAUGAUUGAAUCUGCAGGUCAUGUGAUCAGUUGCUCUUGAAUGUGACUAACUGUACAGGUCACAUGGUUCUCCUUAUGGAAAGUGAUUGGCUAUGUGAGUUAUAUGGCCUAUUAUUUUUCUCACCUACCUUCCUAGUACAUAUUGCUGGUGAACCAGCAAUUCAAUAUGAAUUCAUCUGUAAAAUUGUGAUUUAUUUUUAUACAGCAUAGAUAUAGAACAUUUUGUGUGGUCACUUUAUUUGUGCUGUAAAACACUGAGGAACUGUAUAGUAUUCAUAACAGCUUGUUUUUUUCGAUGAAAUAUUUUUAAUGAGAGCAA
Molecule: messenger RNA, 4959 nt
Organism: Brienomyrus brachyistius
Lineage: Eukaryota; Metazoa; Chordata; Actinopteri; Osteoglossiformes; Mormyridae
Product: podocan-like protein 1
Exons: 5
Coding region: 2534-4600 (688 amino acids)
Molecular function (GO): protein binding
Source: RefSeq, a predicted model, not a curated record